AGCUGAUUACAAACGUCAAUAGAAAUAAACAAAAAUAUUUGUGGCAACGAAAUUAAAAACUUUUUCAUAUUUUUUCCGAUUUGUGUAUAUUUUUAAAUAAAAUUAGUAAAAUUGUGGUGGUGGUGUUAGAAAAAUGGGUUUCCCACGCAUCUUAAGUAAAAAUAACAAAAUUUAUACAAAAUUGGGGGAAUUUUGUUUGUCGGGCGAUGCUGGCUUCUGGAUUAUUUGCCAAGUGUGCCAAGAAGAGUUACAAACACAAGACCAAUUUUGGAAGCACAUACAAGAUGAGCAUAACUUCAUGCACGGUUUGGGUUUUACAAAGCAAGAACCAGCACGUAAUUACAUAGAGACCGAGGCAACAGCAGCGCACCUUAUGCCUUUGCCAUUAUACCGUAAAGUGAAUGAAGAAGAGCUACGCGCUAGUGGUGCACUUGAUCAUGGUGAUAAUUCACAGGAAAAACAAGAGCCAAAGGACUAUACAGAAAUGCGCGCCAUUGAACCAAAUGCAGUAGAAAUGGAUAUAAAAGUAGAGCCGCCUAGUAUAAGACAUACGCUAACAUUAGCUCCGCCACCACCACCUACACAAAACGUACACAGUGGAGGUGGUACUGGUGCGGGUGGCGGCGGCGGCGUCGGCGUCGCGCAUCAAACUGUUGAUGUGAGCACAGCUGCACCUGCCUUAUACCAACUGCCACAGGUGACACCAGUGAGUUCAUAUGCUACCACUAUCGUACAUAAUGCACCAACGUUGCCACCCUCAAUGGGUAUGCCGACCGCUGUGGCGGCAGCGGCGUUAAUGUCGCACGAAAUGCCAAAAGAAUCGAAUAGUAAUACGGCGAGUGCUAGCAGUGCCGUCUCCUCGGAGGAUGGUGAACGCUGGUACAUAUGCGACUACGAGACCUGCGGCCUAAAGUUCAAAUAUCAGUCACGGUUAGAAUUGCAUCGUGCAGUGCACAGCAAGGAGCGACGUUUUGCGUGUGAGCUAUGCGGCGCCUCGUUUAAGCAAUCGUGCAAUCUGUCAACACAUCGCAAAAAAAAGCACUUUCUAAAAGGUUCCAAAGGACUAGUGCCGCAGCGAUUUUAAAACAACAAACCCAACCAUACAAAUUAUAGAUUAGGAGUAUUCACACUGAGCACGUUGCUGCGUCACUUGACAGUUUUACGAAUAUUUUGUUACUGUGAAUGCAAAUUUGAACGUUAGUGGGGAAAAUAACAGUCAACUUUUUGACAAUUGGUAUUUAAUGGUCAAGCGGGAAGUUUGAGUAUACAAUAACAAAAAGUGAGUUGAAAAAAAUGAGUAAGUAAUGUUUGUAGUCAAAUCGUGAAAUCCACUGUUAGGUGAAUUUUGUAUAAUUAAGCGAGAUAUACAAAUUUAUUUACUUUUAGUUAAAGCAACUUGUCACUUAGCGCUUUUUAUUAAUUGAUUAAUCAUUUUUUUCUUUUCGCUACAUUUCGGUGUUUUCAAAUUUUGUUUGAACUUUUACUUGUAUAUAAAGAAAAUUGUAUGAAUCAGUUGGUGCGAAAGCGCAAACGCACAGAAAUAAGUCAAAAACUUAUUUGCCGAACUACCAACUAACAAACAGGCAAAGUAACGCAAUUGGUGUGAGUACUCCGAUUGAUUAUAUAAUUUUAAUUCUGUUUAGUUACUUCUACACAUAUUUUCUGCGUCACUUGCAAAUAGUUGCAAUAUUAAUUUUUAGUAACAAUAACAACUAGUGUAGUUUUAAGGGAAACUAGUGUUGUUUAAGUAAGGAAAAAAAAGUGAAGUUAAAAAAAUAUAUUAUAAUAUUAUUUUCCUUAACAUUUUGUGCAAGUUCAAGUUUAGUGAUAAGAAAAAAUGUUUUACUUUUCGUCUAGCAUUAAGCUAUUUCUUUUGAAAUACAUAUACACAAAAGUACAUAUUCUUUUUCUAUUAUAUAUGUAUGUAUAUAAUAUCUUACAUUGAUAUAUGCGCAAGCCGCAACUAUUAUAAAAUGCGAAUGUAAAAGUUUGAUUAUAAACAAAUCAAAUUCAAUGGUACAAUUAUUGUUUUUAAGAUUUUAGUAAAUAAUAAAUUCAUUUUGCCCCGAUU
This is a messenger RNA of Anastrepha ludens (Mexican fruit fly), 2071 nucleotides long. Its product is annotated as AT-rich binding protein. NCBI's taxonomy places the organism in Eukaryota, Metazoa, Arthropoda, Insecta, Diptera, Tephritidae. The transcript is spliced from 2 exons. The coding region runs from base 134 to 1084 and encodes 316 amino acids. Gene Ontology annotation, molecular function: DNA-binding transcription factor activity, RNA polymerase II-specific; RNA polymerase II cis-regulatory region sequence-specific DNA binding. The record is from RefSeq and is a predicted model, not a curated record. Gene Ontology annotation, biological process: regulation of transcription by RNA polymerase II. Gene Ontology annotation, cellular component: PcG protein complex; transcription regulator complex.